This is a messenger RNA of Hydractinia symbiolongicarpus, 1465 nucleotides long. Its product is annotated as coadhesin-like. The coding region runs from base 120 to 1346 and encodes 408 amino acids. NCBI's taxonomy places the organism in Eukaryota, Metazoa, Cnidaria, Hydrozoa, Anthoathecata, Hydractiniidae. The record is from RefSeq and is a predicted model, not a curated record. The transcript is spliced from 8 exons.
AAGAAAUACGACCUAGAGAUGUAUUCAAAAGGGACUAAUAUGUACGGCAAACAUCCACUAGAGAUAUUAGACAGCUUUUCAAAUUCAAAUCCCAUUUUCUAACUGGAGCUCAUAGAGGCAUGAAUAAACCGCUUGGAAUCGUGAUUUUUUUUCUCUGUGGAUUGGCGGCUGGUAGAGCACCACCAGAAAAAUGUGAAAGAACAUGGAAAAAAAUUGGAUGCUUUCAUGACAGAAUUAUUCCUGAUCGACCCUACCCCUACGAACUUGUUAAUCACCGUGAUCCGAUAAAUCCGAACUGGGAUUCGCAUUUACUUGAUUGGAAGGAAUGGUCUGCAUCUCUGCAUGCGUUGGCCUGUAAAUGCUACAGUUUGGCCAAGGAGAAAGGAUUCAGGUAUUUUGGAUUGCAGUUUUAUGGUGAAUGUUGGUCUGGACCAUCCGAAAGAUAUUUUCGUGACGGUCCGUCCACUAAGUGCAUUGGGAAUGACUUUAAAUCCUGCAACAAAUCAACUGAUACUGAAUGCGUUGGAGCACCUUUUACAAACUACAUCUACGACACUCAAUCAACAAAAGAGAAACAAGCAGUACCAGGUGGCUGGAGUGAAUGGUCAAGUUGGUCUGCUUGCAGUAGAAAAUGUGGUGGAGGGUUAAAAGAGCGCAUGCGCACUUGUACAAAUCCGAAACCAACGUAUGAUGGAUCGUAUUGUGAAGGAGAGGGAUCAGAUAGCAGUGAAUGUAAUACUGAAAGAUGUGAACCUGUUUGCCAGAAAAAAUUAGAGAUCGGUGUCAUCACAGAUGCUUCAACAAGCGUGACUUCUAAAAAUUACAGAAAAGUCAAACAAUUUGUUGUGGAUUUGACCAAGGAAUUCAAAGUUGGUCAGGAUGGUGUUCAUUUCGGCAUGAUUCAUUUUUCGUGGGGAGCUCAUCUUGAUUUCACAAUGAAAAAUAGAGCAUAUUGGAAUCCUUACGUGCUUGAACAGAAAAUAUUGUCCAGUAAAUACUCGUACGGUGGUACCCGAACAGACAAAGCUUUGCUUAUGGCAGAAAAAGAAUUCUUUUGCGACACAUGUGGAAACCGGGUGGGCGUUCCCAAAGUCUUGAUUGUUAUUACGGAUGGCAAAAGCAGUAGCUCAUCUGCUCCCAUGACAAUUGCAACACAAGGCCUAAAGAAUAACAAAGUCACCAUCAUUUCUAUGGGAAUUGGGCAUAAGAUUGACGAAGAGGAACUUGUAGAAAUUGCAACAGACAAAGAACACGUGUUUGUGAUUGAUGACUUUAACCAUUUGAUUGAUAAGCUGAAUGCAGUGUUAAAGUUGUCAUGCGAAGCAAAUGCUUUGAGGGCAGCUUGAACGAGUGCAGUCAAGAAAGAAAAUAAAAAAAACAAACGCUACUCCAAAAUUUUGUACAUAGUUGUAAAAUCCUGUAUUUAAUAUUUACUUUGUCAUGAUAAAAAAGGAACCCACAAAAA